This is a messenger RNA of Podospora anserina S mat+, 342 nucleotides long. RefSeq lists its product as uncharacterized. Bases 1 to 342 code for a protein of 113 amino acids. The transcript has a single exon. NCBI's taxonomy places the organism in Eukaryota, Fungi, Ascomycota, Sordariomycetes, Sordariales, Podosporaceae. The record is from RefSeq and is a predicted model, not a curated record.
AUGCUGGUUUUCCACAUCGUAGAGCCUAGUGUCUCAUACCCAUCAGAUAUCCACACACACACACACACACACACACACACACACACACACACACACAAGUUUUAUCAUUUCAUCCGCCGCCGCUCUUUACCGCGCGAUCCCGUCCGAACCGCCCGAACGAGCGAGCGACGGGAGCGAGUCCUUGGCCCUCCUCCCCCCCUCCUUCCGGGUGCGGGUCUGAGUGGAUCCCACAACACGGCAGAUGCAAAAACCACGGACCAGGGUAAGACCCGGGACCCCGACUCCCCGAAGUUGCGAUGGAUGAUGAUGAUGAUGGUGAUGAUGAUGAUGGGAAUGGGGUGA